AUGAGAGUGAAGAAGCCUCGAGGAAUUCGUCAUGACCGUGAUUGCACCCGCUGCAAAGUCCGAGGUAUCAAAUGCGACCUCAACCGCCCGCGCUGUCAAUCCUGUCUCCAACUCGGAGAAGCAUGCAUGUACCCACAACGAGUGAUAUGGGUUGACGAGAGGAAUGCAAAGCCUUCAGAGUCAAACCAGCCAAACCAACUCGUCCCAGAAACAGAAAUUAGCACAAAAGCAACCACUAAAUCACCCACCCCAGCCUCAGUCAACCUGUACGGCUUCAUCGACCUACUGGGCGCCUUCUACCAGCAACUCCGCACCAGCAGCGGCGGCAUCCCUGAAGAAGGAGUCCAACUUAUAUCACGCACUCUCAACUUUGCACGUUCACGCAUCAAAGACGCAGACAACAAUGCAUCAAUCCAGUCGCAUCUCGUUGCGCUGACGAAUCUCAGCCAAGUCAUUGAGUCCGCACAUCCGGUUGCGCUAUUUGGUAUAGCAACCUUUGCCAUGUUCGAGGUAUGCUGUGGCUCAUUCGGCAACUGGCAUUGUCAUCUGCAGGGUGCGCGCUCGCUGCUAGAUCUCCAUUGUCGGGAUAAGCGUGCGCUGGACGAUCUCUGUGCCGAGAUCUCGGGACUGGCUGAGGUGCUGGCUUACUUGGUUUGGUUUGAUGUUACGGGGGCAUUGGUCCGAGAGAGUUCUUUGAUUUUCGAUGAUUGGCAUCGGGAGAUUCUUAACGCCGAGUUCUUGGAUUCGGUGGGCUGUCCAGUAGAUACAUUUGAGCUUUUUGUAUAUUUGGGAAAGCACCGCAAGAGCCCCGAUGCUAGUGUCUUGGAUCUUAGUUCGCGAGCUAUAGCGCAGAUCUUGACCCUUGAUGCUGGCUCGAGUGAUUGCAACCUGGCUGCUACGGUGUAUAGAGGUGCCGGGGCUAUCCUGGCAUUCGGGUGCGCGGCUGAACUGGGCCAAGCAGAUUCUCCGGGAUCGAGCUAUCAGUCUGGCGUAUUAUGCUCGAUGGUGGAUCGGGUCUGUGAGACAAAUAUGACUAUUACUUCACAAACCUCCUACCUAGACCGCUGCGUGCAGAAGCGGGACGCCCAAUACGCUCUGAUUCCCCCCGAAUGGCGCAUAGAUCCGAUCCCCUCGAUUGAAUCAGAGCCAAAUGCAAUUCCCAUUCUUCAGAGUCUCCUCACCAAACAGGAGCUCGUUCUCACCGAAGAGACAGAUAUCGGAGUCCUUCUUCGGCAACUUUCAUCUGGACAACUCUCCUCCCUCGAAUUAACGCGGGCAUUUGCCAAGCGGGCAGCUCUCACCCACCAACUAACAACAUGCUGCACAGAAAUAUUCUUCGAGGAAGCCUUCACCUCAGCCCAAGAAUUAGACAAUCAUCUAGCCACCACCGGCAAGACAGUCGGGCCUCUCCACGGCCUCCCAGUCUCCAUCAAGGAUCUCUUCUCCGUACAAGGAGUCGACACAUCAAUCGGCUGGGUCGGUUUGACCAAUAACCCCGAAAAAGCAGACAAAUCAGUCGCCCGAACACUGCGCCGUCUCGGCGCCGUGCUCUACGUCAAGACCAAUCUCCCCCAGUCGAUGAUGAUGUCCGAUUCCUACAACCACGUCUUCGGACAGUGCGUGAACCCCUUGAACCGCGCCUUGAUUUCGGGUGGCAGUUCCGGCGGCGAAGGAUCGCUCGUCGCUGCCCAUGGAAGCGUGCUGGGGAUCGGAACUGAUCUGGGCGGAUCGAUUCGUAUUCCGGCUGCGCUUUGCGGGUUGUAUGGUCUGUCGCCGAGUCCGGGGCGUCAUCCUUAUGAGCGGGGAAAUCCUGGGCAGGAUAUUGUUCGCUCGGUUGCUGGUCCGAUGGCUUGUAGUCUUGAGACGAUCGAGCGGUAUAUGGAGGCUUUGCCGGAUGGGAGACCGUGGGAGGUUGAUCAUCAUGUUGCUCCUGUGCCGUGGAGACAGGAUCUGGCGUCGCCUGGUGCGAAGCGUUUGAAGAUUGGGUUUAUUAUUGACGACGGUGCCGUGAAGGUGCAGCCGCCGAUUGCUAGAGGGAUGAGAGAGGCUAUUGAGGCGUUGAAACAGGCAGGGCAUGAGGUAUUCGAAUGGGAUGCUUCGUCUCAUGGUCAUGCAUAUGAACUCUGGGCCAAGGCCAUUUUCUCUGAUGGAGGCGAGGGAUGUCGGAAGAAGGUCGCGCUGACGGGGGAGCCACUUAUUGAAGGGAUGCUGGUUGGAAAGCCAGAGCAUACUUUGACGACUAGUGAGACACACCAGCUCAAUGCGGACAAGUACAAGUUCGAAUCCAUGUAUCUUGACCAAUGGCUGUCCUCUGGUGUCGAUGCAUUGAUCAUGCCCAGCACUGCGUGGGUGGGGUACAAGCCGUGGACGUGGGUAAAGUCCAAUGCUUAUGUGGGCUACACCAGUAUCUGGAAUCUAUUAGGCUAUGCUGCAUUGGCAAUGCCAAUUACUACAGUUUCGCGAGAGAAAGAUGUCCCAGAUCAGAAUUGGCUGGAUCACGUCCCGCGAAACGACGGCGAUGAGUUCAAUAAGUGCCAAUACGACAUUGACCUGGUCGAAAAUAUGCCGGUAGGCAUACAGGUUGUCGGGGGCCGAUAUGGCGAGGAAAAGUGUGUCGCUGUGGCCAAAGCCAUCAAUCAGGCCAUGCUGGAUGUUUCUUUCUAG
Molecule: messenger RNA, 2664 nt
Organism: Penicillium olsonii
Lineage: Eukaryota; Fungi; Ascomycota; Eurotiomycetes; Eurotiales; Aspergillaceae
Source: the annotation of a GenBank genome assembly